AUGAACGCAGAAACCGAAACCGACACUGGAAUACAAGUACAACGUCGAAGCGGCAGCCGACUUCGAGAGUUCGAUCCCUCAGCUUAUGAUUGGGAUGAAUGGGAGAUACUUCUGGAUACAUUUUUCAAGGUGGAAGGGAUUCGGAACGAAGAAAAGAAACGGGAUUUGUUGAUCACGGCUCUGGGUGUAAAACCUUUUAAGACAUUAAUUGCGUUAUGCAAACCUGCCAAACCAGCUGAUUUCACAUACGAGACGAUUUUAACGAAAUUACGUACGAAUUAUGCACGUGUCACGUUCGCUUCGACCGAACGGAUCAAAUUUUUCUCAUUAAAACAGUCGUCGACACAGUCGUUAACUGAUUUUGCGAAUGAUCUUCGGGACAAAACGACUACUUGCAAAUUUCCAAUGGAUUUCUACGAAGAAGCACUCAUUACGGCUUUUGUAGGUGGUUUACUGGAUGCAGCAGUCCGCAAACACUUGAUGCAAAAGCAACUGGACACGUUUGAAGAAACGCUCAACGCGGCCAAUACCAUUAGUUCGGUAUUGACUCAAGGAGCCAGUGUUGUUCGGGACGGAACGGAGGACUUAACGAUCAACAAGAUUCAAAAACGUCACGGUUUUCCCAACAAGCCCACAUCUUCCGGCGAUUGCCUGAGUUGUGGUAGUGCGGAUCACCAUCGAUCUGAUUGCACAUUCAAGAAUGCGUUAUGUUUCAAAUGCCACAAGAGAGGACAUAUUGCCAAGGUAUGUCGAUCAAAGGUCGACAAUACAUCUUACAACGUCAAUACAAUCGUUUCGUCGACUUUUUCGAGUGAUUCAGUGGACACAGCUUUCAGUUUGUCAUUGUCCGUUGAUCAUCAAGAAGUUCAUUUCCAAUUGGAUACAGGCUCCCCAGUCACAAUCAUCAAUUCGGAUACGUGGAAGCGCCUUGGAAAACCUAAAUUGCAUCAGAAUUCCAUGAAGUAUUCUAGUUUUACCGGUCAUUCGAUUCGUUUUAGAGGCGAAUCAUGGGUGGAAAUAUCCUAUAACGGAAAAUUUUUUUCACUGAAAACUCUGGUCGUUUUUGAAAGUCAAGCCAAUAUUCUGGGUCGCGAUUGGAUCAAGGCACUUCAACUACUGAACAAGUCAUUCACAGAUCGCAAGGACACCACGGCAGUGUGUUCAAUACAGUCUUCGCUGACGGACUUACAAGAGAUUUGUACGCAAUAUAAAGAGAUUUUUGAAGAUCAAUUGGGGUGUUGUAAGCUACAAGCCCAAUUGCAUUUGAAACCAGAUGUGUUACCGAAGUUUUUCAAACCACGUUCAAUUCCUUUCGCAUAUCGCGACGCGGUCGAAGCCGAGUUGGUACGGUUUGUCGAAAACGGAAUUCUUGAGCCAGUGGAUUUUUCAAAGUGGGCCGCCCCGAUAGUAGCGGUACCGAAGCCUGGUGGGAAGGUGCGAAUCUGUGCUGAUUUCAGUACUGGGAUUAAUCAAGCAAUCGAUAUAGAUCAAUAUCCGUUGCCUAGACCAGAUGAAUUAUUUGCCGUUUUGAACGGAGGUAAAUUUUUUAGCAAGAUCGAUUUUUCCGAAGCAUAUUUACAAGUACCAAUGGAUGAAACCAGUAAAAAUAUUCUGGUGAUUAACACACACAAAGGGUUAUAUCGUUACAAUCGAUUACCAUUUGGCAUUGCUUCCGCACCGAGCAUCUUUCAAAAGUUGAUGGAUACCAUGUUAUCCGGGUUAGAUGGAACUGUUGCCUACUUGGACGAUAUUAUCGUGACAGGCUGUUCGGAACUGGAUCAUUUAAAAAAUUUAAAAAAUGUUUUUGCUCGGAUCCAAGAUUUUGGUUUUAAAAUUAACAAACAGAAAUGUUCAUUUCUACAAUCCGAGGUGGAGUAUCUUGGUUUCGUGGUAAAUUCCGACGGUAUUCAUACGUCGACGUCGAAAACCGUAGCAAUUCGUGAAAUGCCACAGCCAUCGAAUGUGUCACAAUUGAAAUCAUUUCUCGGCAUGGUUAACCACUACGCAAAAUUCAUUCCUCAUUUGGCGUCUCAGUUGACACCGUUGUAUGCGUUAUUGAAACAAGAUGUUCGUUGGCAUUGGAAUGCAGAUUGUAGCAAGGUUUUCGUCGAUAUCAAAAACAAAUUAUCAUCAUCAUUAACCUUGACUCAUUACGAUCCCAAAGAGAAAUUGGUUUUGGCUACUGAUGCAUCGAGCUAUGGACUGGGCGCGGUGAUAUAUCACAGGUUUGCUAAUGGAAAUGAGAAACCGAUUGCAUACGCAUCAAAAACACUUACUAAAACGGAGGCAGGAUAUGCACAAAUUGAGAAAGAAGCACUAGGAAUCAUGUUUGGUUUACAAAAAUUCGAUGAAUUUUUGAGAGGACGCCGUUUCACUCUGGUAACUGAUCAUCAGCCUUUAAUUACUAUAUUUGGUCCAAAGCGCGGUAUACCGACUACAUCAGCCAAUCGACUUCAACGAUGGGCAAUCCGUCUAAUGGCAUAUAGUUACGAUAUUGAAUAUUGUUCUACUACCCGAUUUGGACAUGCUGAUGGCCUAUCCAGACUUCCCAUUGGACCAGACUCAACAUUUGACACUGCCAGUGCUGGUGAAGGGCAGAUAGUUGCUGCUAUUCAACAAGAAUACCAGGCGGAAUUACCUAUUCGUGCGAAACAAGUUGCUCAAGCUACUCUCAAAGACAAAGUGCUUUCGUUAAUCUAUCGCUAUACUCAAGAUGGUUGGCCGGAGACGCAUCCGAUUGAAUGUCAAUCAUAUUUCAAAAUCCGAUAUGAAUUAUCUACCUCAUAUGGUUGCAUUGUGUGGGGUUUGCGCACCGUUAUUCCAUUGUGUUUCCGAACACGUCUUUUGAAUCACCUUCAUUUAACACAUUCUGGCAUGGCUCGAAUGAAAGCGGAAGCUCGGCGGUAUUUCUGGUGGCCCAAUCUCGAUAGUGAUAUUGAACGUGUGGCCAGAAAUUGUCGAGUUUGUACGGAAAACUCCAAACAAACGGUAAAAGUUCCAAUGAACCAAUGGUCACCACCUGAUCAUCCGUGGCAACGUAUACAUAUCGAUUUUAUGGGAAAAUUUCUGGGUUUAUAUUUUCUGGUUAUUGUCGAUGCAUAUUCCAAGUGGGUGGAAGUGAUUACAAUGACCACUAUCACGUCACAAAUCACGAUCAACGCUUUGUCAUCUUUGUUUGCUCGUUUCGGUGUUUGCUCGUUUCGGUCUUUGCCAAAUUUUUGCUCUCGUAACGGCAUCGAUCAUGUCCGUACAGCACCAGCCCACGCCCAAUCAAAUGGACAAGCUGAACGGUAUGUGGAGACCGUGAAAUCUGCACUCACGAAGAUUGUUCAUGAGGGAGGUAGUGUAACAGAAGCUCUGAUGAAAUUCCUUUUCAAUUAUCGCACGACUCCUCAUGCGACAACUGGCCAAACACCAGCCGAGUUGUUUUUAAAACGUCCAUUAAGGACUGUACUCGACUUAUUACGUCCCAAUUAUGCAGAAGCCACACGCCUUGCACAUAAUCGGUAUCAAGUCAACUUUGAUAAGAAAUCGAAAGAGCGAUAUUUUACGGAGGGUGACAAAGUGUUAGUACGUGAUUUUAGAGCAUCCUCAACAAAAACGCAAUGGAAACCGGGAUCAUUAAUUCACCGUCAAGGAUCUCGAUUAUGGUUAGUCAAAGUUGGUGAUCAGACUUGGCGACGCCAUGAAAAUCAACUUCAGUUUCGGCAUUGGGAUGAUUCGGAGGACAACAUGGAUGAUAUUAUUCCAUCGACUGGUGUAUCACAAGCAGUUACACUGGAUGCAAAUGAAGAAUCAAAUCUGGUGUCUGUCUCAUCAACACCAACAACAACAACUACCGCAUCGACAUCGUCGAGUUCUUCCUCGUCUGACCAGGAGUCUCCGAUGCUUCGGCGUACAACAAGAAUUCGGAAACCUCCACAGCGUCUUAUCGAAGAAAUUUAA
Adineta ricciae is the source of this 3945-nucleotide messenger RNA. Lineage: Eukaryota; Metazoa; Rotifera; Eurotatoria; Adinetida; Adinetidae. The record is from the annotation of a GenBank genome assembly.